AUGGCAACAGAAGCCAAACGUCAGAAGGUGGACGACAGUUCAGAGCGUUUGAAAGACUUCCUUCAGUGGUGCGAUAGAGUUGGUUUGGUCCUCAGCAACAAGGUGUGUCUGAGCAAAGAGGGGACGGUGGCAGAUUAUGGGAUGCUCGCCACCGACGACAUAGAGGAGGGCGAGGUGCUAUUUACCAUCCCCAGAGCAGCCCUGCUCCACCAGGGAACCACAAAGGUGUCCUCCUUACUGGAGAAAGAGCGCUGGACCAGCCUAUGUUCUGGUCGGUUUAACCUCCUGUCUCAGAGGUCCAGAGAGGAGCGGGCGGAGCUGCUGAGGGGGACAGGCCUCCCAGAGCUGGUGGACACGGACUUAUCCAACAUCCGGCGCGAGUACAAAGAAGUGGUUGUGCCUUUCAUGCUCCGACAUCCGGACCUGUGGAGCCCAGACACGCACACGCUGGAGCUGUACACGCAGCUGGUGGCCUUUGUCAUGGCGUACAGCUUUCAGGAGCCUCAGGAGGAAGAGGACGAUGAAGAUGAGGAGGAGGAGGAGAAGGCCCCUAACCCCCCGGUGAUGGUCCCCAUGGCGGAUAUGCUCAACCACGUGUCCGAUCACAACGCCAACCUGGAGUUCACCGCCGAGAGUCUGAAGAUGGUCUGCGUGCGCCGCAUCGCUAAGGGGGAGGAGGUGUUCAACACCUAUGGGCAGAUGGCCAACGGGCAGCUCCUGCACAUGUACGGCUUCACCGAGCCGUAUCCCAGCAACCGCAGCGAGACGGCCGACAUCCCCGUGGCCAACCUCCACAAAGCCGCCACGCAAGGUGAUCCUGCUCCAGAGUCCGAGCCCGGCUGGCCACAGGCAUUUCAAACGGUCAGCAAGGUCAGAGAAUUCAGGGACAGGAAACUGUCCUCAGUGAAGAUGGGCCUUAUGUUUUCUACGUGCUGA
This is a messenger RNA of Menidia menidia (Atlantic silverside), 936 nucleotides long. NCBI's taxonomy places the organism in Eukaryota, Metazoa, Chordata, Actinopteri, Atheriniformes, Atherinopsidae. The record is from the annotation of a GenBank genome assembly.